Messenger RNA from Miniopterus natalensis, 1011 nucleotides. RefSeq names its product potassium two pore domain channel subfamily K member 1 (gene KCNK1). Gene Ontology annotation, biological process: stabilization of membrane potential; potassium ion transmembrane transport. The record is from RefSeq and is a predicted model, not a curated record. Gene Ontology annotation, molecular function: outward rectifier potassium channel activity; potassium ion leak channel activity. Gene Ontology annotation, cellular component: plasma membrane. Lineage: Eukaryota; Metazoa; Chordata; Mammalia; Chiroptera; Miniopteridae.
AUGCUGCAGUCCCUGGCCGGCAGCUCGUGCGUGCGCCUGGUGGAGCGGCACCGCUCGGCCUGGUGCUUCGGCUUCCUGGUGCUCGGCUACCUGCUCUACCUGGUCUUCGGCGCCGUGGUCUUCUCGUCGGUGGAGCUGCCCUACGAGGACCUGCUGCGCCAGGACCUGCGCAAGCUGAAGCGGCGCUUCCUGGAGCAGCACGAGUGCCUGUCGGAGCCGCAGCUCGAGCAGUUCCUGGGCCGGGUGCUGGAGGCCAGCAACUACGGCGUGUCGGUGCUCAGCAACGCCUCGGGCAACUGGAACUGGGACUUCACCUCCGCGCUCUUCUUCGCCAGCACCGUGCUCUCCACCACCGGCUAUGGCCACACGGUGCCCCUGUCGGACGGGGGUAAGGCCUUCUGCAUCGCCUACUCGGUCAUCGGCAUCCCCUUCACGCUCCUGUUCCUGACGGCGGUGGUCCAGCGCAUCACCAUCCACGUCUCCCGCAGGCCGGUGCUCUACUUCCACCUCCGCUGGGGCUUCUCCAAGCAGCUGGUGGCCAUCGUCCACGCCGUGCUCCUGGGCGCCAUCACCGUGUCCUGCUGCUUCUUCAUCCCGGCGGCCGUGUUCUCGGUCCUGGAGGACGACUGGAACUUCCUGGAGUCCUUUUAUUUCUGCUUCAUUUCCCUGAGCACCAUCGGCCUGGGGGACUACGUCCCUGGCGAAGGCUACGACCAGAAGUUCAGGGAGCUCUACAAGCUCGGGAUCACCUGCUACCUGCUCCUUGGCCUCAUUGCCAUGUUGGUGGUCCUGGAAACCUUCUGCGAGCUCCACGAGCUGAAGAAGUUCAGGAAGAUGUUCUACGUGAAGAAGGACAAGGGCGAGGACCAGGUGCACAUCAUGGAGCACGACCAGCUGUCGUUCUCGUCCAUCGCGGAGCAGGCGGCCGGCGCCAAGGACGACCCGAAGCAGGAGGAGGGAGCCGCCCUCGAGGUGGUAUCAGAGGUGUUGCUAAAAUCCACGCCCUGCUAA